Messenger RNA from Caenorhabditis bovis, 1263 nucleotides. The record is from the annotation of a GenBank genome assembly. Lineage: Eukaryota; Metazoa; Nematoda; Chromadorea; Rhabditida; Rhabditidae.
AUGGUUGACAAAAAUAUUCACACCGAAACGUGGUAUCAUGGACUUUUGCCUCGUGAAGAUAUCAAAUUGAUGUUGCGAAAGAAUGGAGAUUUCCUAAUACGAUCGACUGAGCCGAGACCUGGUGAGCCGCGACAAUAUGUGCUAUCAGUGAUGAAAAAUGAAGAGCUCGAAGAUCAAGGAAUCAAACAUUUCGUUUUACGUGAAGGAACUGGAAAAAUAUUUCUUGAAGCGCGCGGUUUCGAUACAAUUUCCUGUUUGAUUAAUCAUUACAUGAGCACCAAAGAACCGAUCAAACAAAUUGUAUUGCGCACACCGAUUACGCGACAGGAAUGGGAAAUUGAGCACUCUCAGGUGCAAUUAUCCAAGAAACUCGGCGAAGGGGCUUUCGGAGAGGUGUGGAAGGGAAAAAUCACAUUGAAAAACGGAAAAACUGAGGAUGUUGCGAUUAAAUCAGCAAAACUCGAAUCUUUGAACAAAGAACAAAUCAAAGAAAUUAUGCGCGAAGCGAGACUUAUGCGAUUUCUGGAUCACCCAAAUAUUGUCCGCUUUUAUGGGGUUGGAGCAGGACAGGAGCCGCUUUAUGUGAUCAUGGAACUCGCCGAUUGCGGAGCACUCGACUCGUACCUUCAGAAGAAUCCAAACCUUCCAAUGUCGAAAAAAACGGAAAUGAUUUAUCAGGCGGCUUGCGGUCUGAAUUACAUGCAUGAAAAACAUUUGCUACAUCGCGAUAUUGCCGCAAGAAAUUGCCUUUACGGUGGCGGACAAGUCAAGAUUUCCGAUUUCGGUCUAUCGCGCGAAGGUACCUUCUAUCAAAUGGAUAUGACCAAAAAGGUCCCGAUUCGCUGGCUCGCUCCUGAAACACUUCGUUGUGGUAUUUACACACCAAAAACUGAUGUGUUCGCAUUUGGAAUCAUGGCUUGGGAGAUCUAUGAGAACGGCAAAGAGCCAUAUUCCGAUAUGAAAGUGGCCGAAGUCGCGAAAGAGGUACUCGGUGGAUAUCGCCUACCUUUCAAACCGGAUGUUUGCCCAGAAUUCGUUAAAUUUGUUACGAAAUCGUGUUGGUCGGAGAAUCCUAACGAUCGGUGCUACAUGCCGGACAUCGUUAAGUUCUUCAUUAGAAUGUAUAAGUUCAAGCCGGUGGUUCAGAGACCAGUCGAAAAACAAGAACACACAUCGCAAAACAGCGAAAAGAAAAGGACAUGGACGAAGAAGUUGUUCGGGAAGAAAGAAGCCGACACUCCGGUGGCCACAACGCCGACCUAA